Molecule: messenger RNA, 279 nt
Organism: Grammomys surdaster
Lineage: Eukaryota; Metazoa; Chordata; Mammalia; Rodentia; Muridae
Product: zinc finger protein 431-like
Exons: 3
Coding region: 85-279 (64 amino acids)
Biological process (GO): regulation of DNA-templated transcription
Source: RefSeq, a predicted model, not a curated record
GCUGUGAAGUGGAGUGGGUGCUGGGGGAUCUGUGCCUCUGCCAAGAGCUGAGAGGGGUAUGCGCACAAGUUUGGAAGGCAAGCUAUGGAUGCAGUGACCUAUGAUGAUGUGCACAUACACUUCACUCAGGAAGAGUGGGUCUUGUUGGAUCUUUCUCAGAAGAGGCUCUACAUAGAUGUUCUUCUGGAGACCUGCAGACACCUCACUGCUAUAGGAUACAAAUGGAAAGAACACAAUAUUGAAGAACAUUGUCAAAAUUCUAGAAUACAUGAAAGGUAA